Molecule: messenger RNA, 3461 nt
Organism: Lutra lutra (Eurasian river otter)
Lineage: Eukaryota; Metazoa; Chordata; Mammalia; Carnivora; Mustelidae
Gene: MBOAT4
Product: membrane bound O-acyltransferase domain containing 4
Exons: 3
Coding region: 1149-2456 (435 amino acids)
Biological process (GO): lipid modification; peptidyl-serine octanoylation
Cellular component (GO): endoplasmic reticulum membrane
Molecular function (GO): serine O-acyltransferase activity
Source: RefSeq, a predicted model, not a curated record
UGGGGCUGGAUCCCAGGACCCUGGGAUCAUGACCUGAGCCGAAGGCAGAUGCCCAACUGGCUGAGGCACCCAGGUGCCCCUUCUAUCUAAUUUUUUAAUCAAGGAGCUCAAGCUCAGUCUCAGAGAGGAGAUGGGACUUAGCUCAGAGUCCCCCAGUUAAUAAGAGAUUCUCUUUCUUUUCUUCUUUGCAGAACUAUCUCUCACUAAGAGAUGGUCCUUGCCCUUAAGGUGCUUUCGUGUCAGGCUGUACUCUCCUGUCCUUUACUUAAGGCUGCUCGCUCUUGCAUAUAUCUUCGGGGAUGGGAAAUGGCCAGUCAGGCACAUCGUUGUAAUACUCUGAGCUCAGGAUAGGGACUCACCAAAGAGAUAGGCUGUUCUUUUCUUGCUUCUAGGCAGUGUCUUUGUAGUUCUUGUACACACUCCAAAGAAAAGCUUCUCCUUACAUGUUCCUCUCAACACUUCACUUCCUUAAGACCUUUUAAUGUUUAACCGGUAUUUACUGAGUACAUAGCAUAUGUCCAGCACUGUUCUAUGUGCGGGGGAUUCAUCAAUAAACAAAACAAAGUUCCUCCCUUGUAGAGCUCACAUUCUGGCAGGGGGCAGACCAUAAACAAAUUGAGGAAUAGAUAUAGAAGAGGUGGUGAUAGGUACUAUUAAAAAAAAAAAAAAAGGAAAUAGCAUUAGGAGGACAACGGUGGUUGGGAAGAGGAAUCUUCCUGCUCUUUGAGAACCUGUCUCGCUUCCUCAUUCUCAUGUCCUUUCUUGCUUGCCCUCCCCAGCUGGCCAGGUAUCUGUCCACAACUAGAAAAUGAGAUUUUUCAUUAACUUAGUGAAGAAAAUAUGACAGUCAGAUGACUGGAAAGGCAAAUAGUGCAGUAUGUAAACCAAACAAAAGGGGAACUUCUGAAAGCAAUGUUUUCCGUACAUUCUUAAUAGAACACCAAAACGCGUUUUGGUUUCUAUAAUGAGUUCCUUUUAUCAGAAAGCCAACUUUUAUGCUGCUUCUCGCUGGUGAUCUGUAUGCUCUUUACUCACCCAGUCCCUUCUGAGCCAUAUAAAAAGAUCCAAGAGAGCCUGGUUGAGGUUUUGCUCACAGGGAGGCACCGGUUAGGGACUCUGGAAAGGACGAGUCUUUGUUCCAGUUUACAAUGGAUUGGCUUCCGCUGUUCUUCCUCCAUCCUGUAUCACUUUAUCAAGGGGCGGCUUUCCCUUUUGCACUUUUGUUUAAUUAUCUCUGCAUUCUGGAUUCUUUUCCCACCCAUGCCAGGUACCUCUUUCUCCUGGCUGGAGGGGGCGCCCUGGCCUUGGCGGCCAUGGGUUCGUUGGCUGUGCUUGUCCUCAUCCCCGCUCUGUGGGCUGCGGUGCUGAUCUCCUGGCUUGGCCCACGGGAUGUGCACAGGUGGGCUUUCAUCUCCCAGAUGAGCUGGCAGACGCUCUGUCACCUGGGGCUGCACUACACCGAAUACUAUCUUCGAGAACGUCCUUCCACGAGGUUCUGCAUCACUCUUUCUUCCCUCAUGCUAUUGACCCAGAGGGUGACAUCCCUCUCUCUGGAUAUCCGUGAGGGAAAAGUGAAGGCAGCAUCAAGAGGCAUCAGGGAAAGAAGCUCGUUGUCUGAGCAUCUGUGUGAGACACUGCCCUACAUCAGCUACUUGCUCUUUUUCCCUGCUCUCCUAGGAGGCCCCCUGUGUUCCUUCCAGAAAUUCCAGGCUCGUGUUCAAGGGUCUGGCACUUUGAGUCCCAGGCGCUCCGUCUGGGCUCUGAGCCAGAGGGGUCUGCAGAUCCUGGGCCUCGAGUGCCUAAAGGUGGUCUUGGGGAAGGUGGUGAGAGCAGGAGCAGAUCUGGCUGACUGCCAGCAGCUCGAGUGUAUUCAAGUCAUGUGGUCCACAGCCGGGCUCUUCAAACUCACCUACUACUCUUGCUGGAUCCUGGAUGACGCCCUCCUCCACGCCGCGGGCUUUGGACCUGGGUUUGGUCACAGCCCCAGUGAGGAGGGCUACCUCCCCGAUGCGGACAUCUGGACACUGGAAACGACCCACAGGAUCUCCCUGUUCACGAGAAAGUGGAACCAAAGCACAGCGCGGUGGCUCCGACGCCUCGUGUUCCAGCAGGGCGGGGCCUGGCCGCUGCUGCAGACCUUUGCCUUCUCGGCCUGGUGGCAUGGGCUCCAUCCAGGACAGGUGUUCGGUUUCCUGUGCUGGGGUCUGAUGGUGGAGGCCGAUUACCUGAUUCACACUUCUGCCGGCUUGUUUAUCAGAUCCUGGCCGAUGCACCUGCUCUAUCGAGCGCUCACUUGGGCCCACACCCAGCUCAUCAUUGCUUAUAUAAUGCUGGCCGUGGAGGCCCGGAGCCUCUCCUCCCUCUGGCUGCUGUGUAAUUCCUACAACAGUGUCUUUCCCCUGGUGUACUGCAUUUUGCUUUUUCUAUUGGGAAAGAGAAAGAAGACAUUUAACUGAUAGCUUCUCUCCCGCCUUCAGCUUAUACAUCCACGAAACAGAGUUGAGAAAAUGCCAGAUGGUGUGUUGAUGAGACCUAGGCUUGAACUCUUCCAUACUAGGUUUUUGUUUUGUUUUGUUUUUCAAGUACUGGGUGUAUAUUCCUGGUGUCUGCCCGUAGAAAUUUGUGUACCUAUUUUCACAAGCUAUAGUACUGGUACUGAAGAUAAAAAAAAAAAAAAAAAAAAGACAUGGUUUCUUCCCUUAGGACUUAACAGUUUGGGCACGGAAGCAAGGAAAGGUGAUAGGUAAAAACAGAAGGUACUGCCAACCAAAAGGCAAGUGGUAAAUGCUGGACACCCAAACACUGAAUCUCCAACAGUUCCACUUGAUCCUGGAUGGCGAGUUUAGCCAGACAAAAACAACAGAAAUCUUAAUCAGGGGCAGCCGCCUGGCAGACUCACAGUAGAGGGUGUGACUCUUGAUCUGGGGAUCGUGAGUUCUAGUCCCAUGUGGGAUGUGGAGAUGACUUUUAAAAAGCUCUAAAUCAGAUUCUCGUAUUGGCUUGUUCCACGAACUAGAGACUCAUUCUCAUCUAGAGGUAAUUUGAAAAUUUUGGUCUCAAAAUGGAAAGGCUGCUAUGAUCUCCGAAUAUGUUAAUACACUGAAAAUCUGGCUGAGCCAUGAUAACCACUUACAUAACAGGCACAAAACUGACCUAUGAGAUAUGUCACAUGAAGAGGCCAAAAACAAGAAGUAAGCCCUAUUUUAGUACGAUGUUGAGGGUCUGGUUCCCUUUUCUUGGCAUAGCCUACAUAACUCUCUCUGUUUCUCCCUCUGGGAGGGCCCCGAGAGAAAGCUGUGAAGACUGCUGAGGGGUAGUGGAACUGUGUGAUCCCGUGGUCGCUGUCACAGCGCCUCUGCCUGCUGGCUGCCCGGCCGGUCACAUCAUUACAGUUUCUCUCUCUCUCUCUUUUAUUCUUAUUUUUAAAAAAGAUUUAUUUAUUUGUUUGACAGAGAGAGUGC